AUGAGCCUUACCAAGCUCGGCUCGAUGCCCAGUGCAGUUGUUUUCCGAAGGCCUUCCCUAUCUUACUUUCAAUGGUCGAGAACGAGGUGGGUCGCGAGGAAUGUUGACGUUAGUCUCUCGACUCUAGGUGGUGUUCGGAGGCUGGCUACUGCCAUCCCUUCAAUACGGAACCAUCGAUCGCAACACAGCUCUGAGUGGAUCAGACGCCACAUUACAGACCCCUAUUGCGACUAUCGGAGCCGAUCAGCUUUCAAGUUGGAGCAGCUUGAUGAUGAAUAUCUCUUCUUGCGCAAAGAUCGCAUCAUCCUCGACCUUGGAUGUUGCCCAGGAGGGUGGUGCCAGGUGGCUGCAAAGCGUUGCCUUGUAGGCCAAGGAGCAACUGGCGGGAUCAGCGGUGUUGCUCCCUCACCUUCAACUUCACGUGUUAUUGGCGUUGAUAUUGCCAGGAUGGACCCUCUUCCAAAUGUGCAGUUCAUACAGGGGAGAGUGGGCGACGCCAAAACGCUCUACGCAGUCCUGCAAGAACUUCGAGAUCAAAAGGCAGAUGUCGUGCUCAGCGAUAUGGCCCCCGCUUGCACUGGGAUUCGGCACGACGAUCAUUAUAACUCAGUGGAGCUUUGUCUCUACGCCGCUGACUUCAUGGAACAGGUGCUUUGUCUCGGAGGUACUUUCAUAGUCAAGAUAUUUAUGGGUAGCGAGACGGGCAACUACAAGACAUAUCUCAAGAGCAGAUUUACACAGGUCAACUCAGCUAAACCGCGGGCUUCCCGCCAGGAAUCGCGGGAAAUGUACUUCGUCUGCACUGGUUUUAAAGGCCGCGACAAAAUAUCACAAGAGGUCCAAAUCAAAGGAUCAUUCUCUGCUCGCGAGGGCUAUGCAUAG
Eimeria necatrix is the source of this 882-nucleotide messenger RNA. RefSeq names its product ribosomal RNA large subunit methyltransferase J, putative. NCBI's taxonomy places the organism in Eukaryota, Apicomplexa, Conoidasida, Eucoccidiorida, Eimeriidae. The coding region runs from base 1 to 882 and encodes 293 amino acids. Gene Ontology annotation, biological process: RNA methylation. The transcript is spliced from 5 exons. Gene Ontology annotation, molecular function: rRNA (uridine-2'-O-ribose)-methyltransferase activity. The record is from RefSeq and is a predicted model, not a curated record.